Messenger RNA from Trypanosoma brucei brucei TREU927, 354 nucleotides. RefSeq lists its product as hypothetical. Lineage: Eukaryota; Euglenozoa; Kinetoplastea; Trypanosomatida; Trypanosomatidae. The coding region runs from base 1 to 354 and encodes 117 amino acids. The record is from RefSeq and is a predicted model, not a curated record. The transcript has a single exon.
AUGUUUUUUUUUCUUUUUGAGCUGCUUAACCUCCACUUCUCCCCCUUUUCAAGUUUGGGAUACUUUCCAUUUCACUCCUUUAUUGCUGUGGGCCAAGAGUUACCUUUUUUUUUUGUACGCGCUCUCGGGAAGAUAGUUAUCGUUGCUAUUCUUCCCUCUUUUUUGUUUUUCGGUUACUUUCGUUUCCCCCUCUCUUUCGUUUAUCCAUUCGAACAAAUGUUUGUAUAUGUAUAUAUGUAUAUAUAUAUAUAUAUAUAUCUUUGUAAAGCAGAAAUCUUUCAUUCAUUCUCUUUUCUGAUUCCCUUUUUAUCCUCCUUUAUGUAUAUAUAUUCCUUGCCCGUGCGCCCUCCAUGA